This is a messenger RNA of Acanthisitta chloris (rifleman), 1263 nucleotides long. RefSeq names its product carboxypeptidase A1-like. Gene Ontology annotation, biological process: proteolysis. The transcript has 11 exons. The record is from RefSeq and is a predicted model, not a curated record. Gene Ontology annotation, molecular function: zinc ion binding; metallocarboxypeptidase activity. NCBI's taxonomy places the organism in Eukaryota, Metazoa, Chordata, Aves, Passeriformes, Acanthisittidae. The coding region runs from base 1 to 1263 and encodes 420 amino acids.
AUGAGGAUCCCUGUGCUCCUGGCUGCCCUGGUGGCAGUGGCCACCUGCACCGAGACCUUCGUUGGGCACCAGGUGCUGCGCAUUGUGCCCAGCAGCGAUGAGGAGCUGCAGAAGGUACAGGAGCUGCAGGAUCUGGAGCAUCUGAAGUUGGAUUUCUGGCUGUCACCCCGUGGCCUUGGCUAUCCAGUGGACAUCCGUGUGCCCUUCCCUAGCCUGCAGUCUGUCAAAGCCCACCUGGAGGCUAGUGGAGUUCCCUACUCCAUCAUGAUCGAGGACGUGCAGGCACUGGUGGAUGAAGAGGAGAUGGAGAUGCUCCGUAGCAGUCGUCAGCUGGCACUGUCCACCACCACCUUCAACUAUGCAGCUUACCACACCCUGGAUGAGAUCUACUCCUUCAUGGACAUGCUGGUGGCUGAGAACCCCAACCUGGUCAGCAAGCUGGAGAUUGGCCGCUCCACUGAGGACCGUCCCCUCUACGUGCUCAAGUUCAGCACUGGAGGCACAUCCCGCCCAGCCAUCUGGAUUGACACUGGCAUCCACUCCCGUGAGUGGGUGACUCAGGCCAGUGGGGUCUGGUUUGCCAAGAAGAUUGUCGAUGACCAUGCAAAUAAUGAAGGUGUUGCCUCCAUCCUGGAGACAAUGGACAUCUUCCUGGAGAUUGUCACCAACCCAGAUGGCUUUGCCUACACCCAAACCAAGAACCGCAUGUGGCGCAAGACCAGGUCCCAUCACUCAGGCUCCAUCUGCGUUGGCGUGGACCCCAACCGCAACUGGGACGCAGGUUUUGGAGGGCCUGGUGCCAGUGGGAACCCCUGCCUGGAGACAUACCAUGGGCCUUAUGCCAACUCAGAGCCUGAAGUGAAAUCCAUCGUGGACUUUGUGAAGAGCCAUGGGAACAUCAAGGCUUUCGUUUCCAUCCAUAGCUACUCCCAACUCCUGCUCUACCCCUAUGGUUACACCACAACUCCAGUGCCUGACCAGCAGGAACUGCAUGAGAUUUCUGAGAAGGCUGUGGCAGCUCUGUCUUCCCUGUAUGGCACCAAGUACAAGUAUGGCAGCAUUAUCACCACCAUCUACCAAGCCAGUGGAGGAACCAUCGACUGGACCUACAACCAGGGCAUCAAGUACUCCUUCACCUUCGAGCUGAGGGACACUGGCCUCUAUGGCUUCCUGCUGCCUGCCAAGCAGAUCAUUCCAACGGCAGAGGAGACCUGGCUGGGGCUGAAGGUCAUCAUGGAACACGCCAGGGACAACAUGUACUAA